Molecule: messenger RNA, 859 nt
Organism: Pecten maximus
Lineage: Eukaryota; Metazoa; Mollusca; Bivalvia; Pectinida; Pectinidae
Exons: 3
Coding region: 325-684 (119 amino acids)
Source: RefSeq, a predicted model, not a curated record
CGUAACCUCCAUGACAGCUUUGUGCAAUGCGUUGACUUUAGCCCUCUGACCACAUUUCUAUCAUAAAGCAUCAAUAUUUAUUAAUUGACAGAGAGAAAUUGCAUGUACGUUUUAACAAAGCGAUCUGGGACUAUUAAUUACAUCUGAGAAAGUGUUAAUGACUCGUGGUUCAAUGACGAUUGGACAGUAUUACACCAGGCCUACGUGGGUUCCCCGCCAAUUACUGGCACUAUAUAACAGUACUGAACACACACCACUGACGAACUGCCCUUGGAACACUGUAGGAGGCACAUCUGAAACCAGUCUCAGGAAAUCAUCGACAGCAUGACGGGGGUUCUCUUCAACUCAGUUUUUGCCAUUUUCAUUUUACUAACUUUGAUUGGACAAAAACUCUCUGGUGCUGCACCUAUGUCUCCGUAUAUUCCAGAGUCUUCGGACCUUACUGACGAAGAAAUGCAGAGUCUCUUGGUAAAUCAGGAACUAAAACGACAGAUGCUAGAGAACUGGGAGUCCCCAAAACAAUCUGCGGACAGUGAUGGGCCCUAUGUACGAUCCGGUCUGAAGAGACUAUUGGCUCAAAGGCGACUGGUGGAACAACAGAAAAGAUCAGGACGAGGCGGUGUUGCACUUUGUUUAUGGAAGGUGUGCCCAGCAGGUCCUUGGCUGGUAUCACAAAAGAAGUAAGCAAUAUUGUCCAGCAGCAGCUACAGCAGCAGCAGCCGAGAAUGCACCCGACCGAAAGUGAUAUUAUUUCAUUCAUAAAUUGAAAUACGAAUCAAUGCAUGAGACUGGUUUUAUUUAUUGUUUUCGUAUGACCUGAGGGACAACAUAUGUUCAACAACCACAAAAAGAUAAGAAA